ACACUGUCUUACUGGGUCAAAAAGGCUAAGAAUAUUUGUUUAAAUAGAACUGUAAGAACAAAUGAGCACUUAAGCAAAAUGCCUACUCAAUGGAAAAUGCAACCAUUUAGGAAGCAUCUCACACAGCAUUACUUGCUCCUUUCCCUACUACCCUGCUCAUUUUUGCUCCUUUCUGAGCAACAAUGUACAUCUUUUGAUUUACGUGUCAUUUUUGUUUUUAAAGUUUUAUCAGAGUUGUAGGAUGGAGCAAAAGGAACAGGAAAACCGCAGACAUCAGUCUCAUGACAAACACUGGGGACCUUGGUUCUAUUAGAAGAAUAAAACAAGUUGUAUACAAAAAAUGGCUUCUAUGGAUCUUCCAUGAAGAUCUUAUUUAAAAGAUCUUAUUUAAAAAGUAUUGAAAUCAUUUUGACAUACAUAGUAUGAUUCACACAAAUUUAUGGUGAAUCAGUGAUUUCAGAAAUGCAGUAAUACUACACAUUCAACAAUCCCUGCCCCCAUUUGCUUUUAAACAAAAAUAGAUUCUAUUCCAAAUAAGUCACAAUUUGCCAUUUAUCUAAACUUUAGUACAAUUUUCACUGCUGUUGCUUCUAAUAUCUCUGGUCCUGAUAUGGUUCCAAAGGUGUUCUUAAAAAAUAAAAAAAGCUGGUUUCAAUGUAACAUAACUUGCCCAUUAAAAAAGUUUACAGACAAUGGGGAGUGGAAAAUACUGAAACUGGUUUUUUGGCAUACUGGUGUAUGUAGCACAAUAAUUAAAAAUGCAGAGACCUUAAUUCAUUAUAAGUUUGUGGAGUCACUUCCUUUGAUCCAUUUCAUCAGUUUUUGGAUGUGGAAAAGGGGAUUAAUAGCAUCAGCCAAUAAACUAUCCAUGUAAAUGAGAGACUAUUGUUAAUGGAAGAUGCAUGCUAAUACAAAAUUAAUAAUAGAAGGAAUCAUUCAAACUUGGUAUGUAACAAAGUUUUUGACUAGAAUACAUAACACUGUGUGUGUGUAAAACUGAUGUGUGAUUCUACGACCAUGAUCUUGCAAUCCACUUAACUUAAUUAAUCGGGGAAGUACCAAAACAGGUGACAUGCUCCAAUAAUUUAACUUCCCCUCUCCCCAGUAAUUAAAUGUAACUCCAGCAGAUCCAGUCAUAAACAGGAUUAAUAUAGUAUUACUCCAUAUAUUAAUAUCUUGGGAGCACCUAGCAUAGGCACCAAUAUGUCUAUUCAUAGCAUCAAGAAUUGGAAAGAACUUAAAUCAUCCAGUGAAAUUCCCUGCUCAGUGCAGAACCACUUAAAGCAUUUUGGACAAAUGGCUAUUUGUAGUUGCUAAAUUAUUCCAUUGAUUGACAGUUAUUACCAGCAGGAAAAUCACUCUAAUAUUUAACAUGAAAUAUACUUCCCUGUUGUUUCAGCUCACUGGGUUCUGGUCCUGUCUGAUUAUGCCUUCUCUCCUUUUGACAGACAUCUGAAUACCUGAAGAUUGCUAUUGCAUCUCUUCUCAGUCUUUUCUUCAGACCAAUAUUUCUAGUUCCUCUAACUGUUCUUCAUAGGACUUGGUUUCUGGUCUCCUCACUAUUUUGGUAUUGUUCUCUAAACUCCAAUUUUUGUUUUGGUGUUUUCACUAUUGAGAACUGUGGUGCCAAGAACUAGAAACACUAUUCCAAACACUAUUCCAAGGCAGAACCAAAUGAGACAAUUACGAUGUGGACUCAAUGCUCACACUGUUCAUCCAAUUCAACUUGUUAUUUAUUACAGUGACUAGAUUCUUUCCCCAAGUUUUUUCUGCCAAACCAGGUCUCUCUCAUAUACUUGUGCCUUUCAUUCCCCCCCCCCAGAGGAAGAACUUUAUAUUAUCCCUGUUAAAUAUCAUUUUAUUCAUUUUGGCCCACUGCUGAAAUCUGUCUAGAUCUGUAUGAAUCUUAUCUUGCUAUUUUGAUAAUCAUUUCAUCAGUCUGUCUCUUCAUCCAGGUCAUCAAUAGAAAUGUUAAACAACACAAGUUCCAGCAUUUUGUCUUGUGAUGCUCUAUUUGAUACAACUUUUGAAGUUAUAUGGAACAAUUUAUGAGUACGCUCUAGGUGCAAUCAUUUAGCCAAUACAAUUAUAUCAUCUCUCUUUUUUUGGUGUAUCAGAGUUGAUUCCUGGUUAGGACAUGGACAAGACCAUGCAGUUUUCUUGCAAUGGCUUCAGAAAUGAUUUCCUAUUGCCCUGUAGCUAGAGUUAAGAGAGAGAAUGACUAACCGAAAAGGUUUGCAGAGGUCAAAAUAUUCUAUGUCCAUUGUGUUUUCCUGGUAACUCUGUCAAAAAAGAAGAUAUGGUUAGUGUGACUUAUUUGUGACAAGCCCCAGUUGGCAUGGGCAUCUAUAAGUCCGGCAAGGUAGUCCAGACCAAAAGCACAACCAGGAGAGUACUAGCACUAUAUUGUAAGGUUACAUUAAACAGAAUCUUGGGAUUUCUCCUGUCUUUUAUUCUCCAGAAAACUGGAGACAUCUUUUACAUGCCAGUUGUCCCAUUUACAGCUCCCUCCUGUCUCCCAAGGUCAUUCUCACAUCUGAAGGGAUGGGCAAAGGGAAUGAUGCCUUGUAUAAUUAUAUAAACACUCAAAUGCUGGAAUUUACAUACAUGUGUCAAAUGUUCUGACCCAAGCAUAUAAUUGGUAUAUUUGCACGAUUAUGUAAUGGUAUGUUAAAUCUCAACUCAUUCUGUGCUUUAGUUUCUGCCAACUUCUUGUUUCCUUCUUUGGUUAUACAUCCCUGCUAUUUUCUAGUUUUUCUUUUCAGCAUUUUGGAAACCCUGUGUUUAUCUAUGCUGGUGUCUUUAGAUCUCUCCCAUUUUAAUUGCCACUGUUUGCAAUUACACCUUCAAUAGCCCUUUUUUCAGAAUUUCACACCCUUCACAGAAAGUUUUCUCCUUCAGAAUGUUAAGCCACUGGAUGAAUUCACCAAAAUCCACUUUUCUAAAAUCUAGUAUGCAAGUGUUCUCUCUAUCUUUGAUAGCAUAAAUUCAAGGAUAACAAGGACAUUUUCUCACAUUUCUGGUCACCUUCAUUUCUUCAAGUAAUUCCUUCUGUUGGUAAGGUUUAUGUGUGGUAUAGCAGACUCCUCCUCCUUGUUCCUUCUUUGUGCUUCUAACAAAUGACUUUGCCAAGAGAUGAUAACAUUUUGGGGAUCUCUGACUCUUAGCAAAGUGAAAUCUCCCGUUGUCGUUAUUAUCUUUUUAAAAAAUUUUGUCAUCACACCCUAUAAUAUUCAUCCAAAUCCUUCACAUGUCUACAUAGUUUACAACAUUUCCCUCCAUGAGGAAAAUAGUGCUCGAGAAAGCAAGCUUUUCUAUUAUCAAAAUCACUGUCAGUCCUAAUAGCACAUAACAUACCUCUAAAAUACACAUUUGCUGCAGUUCCCAAAGCCAGUGCUUUGUAAAUACUCCAACAAUCACAAGGUGGUAGCAAAGAGAUACACUAAAAAACUCUGCUGCCAUACUAUGGACAUCUGAUAUUUUACAGCCCUAGCUCAAGUUUCACUCAUUGCCCUGUUUCUGGCAAAUGGGAAAUGGUUAGAGAUGUCAUAAAACCUCAAUAAUCUUCUGAGAAAGGAUUGUGGAAUAACAGAAACCUUUUGGAGAAAGAGUGGGACCUCUUAGUGUGUCGACAUGGUGCCAGAAAGGUGGGCCGGUGCCAGAAAGGUGGGCCGGUGUGAAUGGGCUAAUUUCUGAUUGGACUAAGCAUGCUGUGGCAUCAGUGUAUUUAUCUACAUAUCUUAAGAGAGCUUGCAAGCCAACCAACUUGCUAAAAUAACAGAACAAAACAGGGUUCCUUAGGACUAGACAGAACAGGGUUUAAAUAUAUUCAAUUUGUCUCAUUUUAGAAGGUCAUUGGGGAGGGAUAAUUUGCUUGUCCUAGUGAACAGACAGAUUUUUUUUUUACUCAUCUCUUGCUUCUGAUUGACAUUUUUCACAGCUUGAUGAAGAAAAGACCCUGCACAAACUCCUUUUAGGGGAGUUUACAAACAAAUACAUAUUUCUCAGUCUGAAAGCAAAAACCCAUUCUUAAAAUCUUGUAUCAAUUCUUCAUCUGAGCUACAUUUUGUUCCCAGAUGCUUGUAUCUUCUUCUAAGUAAGAAUGCUCAAAUCCUUAGCAUGUGGAUUGUGAUGUCAUAGACAACUAUUGCUGAUUUGAUGCAAUAAUCCACUUAAAAACCCCAGAGGGAGAGCAUGGUUGGCAGCAUCUUGGGCAGUAAAUCAAGCAAACAUUCCAUAGUAGGAGAACAUGAAAAAAUACCAUAUCAAAGAAGAGAUACAUGGUGGAGAGAAUCACUAAGGCCAACCCCAAUCCCAGGGUUUUAUCCUGUACGAGGUUUUCUUGAAGAAGCUCAGUUGAACCCAGUGAAGGCAACCUAUAAUUUUAAAGGUGAAGGGAGAAAGAGAGCAUCCAUCUAUGAGCAAUUACCUGAUCUGACCUUGCAAAAUGCUUUCAAGUACUAUCCUCCUUCAUUUGUGGAAUUGGCAGAGAAAAGACCUGCUACUUAUUCCUUUAAGAGUACUUCAAGGCAAAGCAACUAUCCAAUCAACAGAGAUAAGAAUAUAAACACUGAUCCUGGACAAUAUGAUCUUUUCCCUCAUCCAGUUCCUACUUUUCCUACUAAGAGCUAUAUGUUUCGAUCUGCAGUUCAAAGACACCCCAUUUUUCCUCUGAAACAAGGUCCAGGCCCAGGUGAGUAUGAAAUAAAGGAUGUCCAGCCAGUUCCAAUACGAUCGUCCUUCAUAUCAAAAAUACCACGAAUAUUGCCAGCCCACACUGUGAGUAUAAUAUUGAAAAUGGCUCAAACUGUGCUUGCAGCUAUAGGGCUGACUUGGGGUUCCUGCCUUUCUUGGAGACAUUCCAUAUUCAGCCUUUGGAUUUGCAGCUUUCUUUUUUGGGUGGGGGGAGGGGGGAACCUAGUAUUUUCAAGAUAUAAAGGAAAACAUGGAGACAGUAAAUGUUACUUAGAUUCAGGUAUUAUUAAAUUGCAUCCAUGGAAAUAAAAUCCAGUUAUGGAGAAGACCAGACCGGUUGGCUGAUGUAUUAGAAUAGAAUAGAAUAGAAUAGAAUAGAAUAGAAUAGAAUAGAAUAGAAUAGAAUAGAAUAGAAUAGAAUAGAAUAGAAUAGAGCUGGAAGGGACCUUGGAAGUCUUCU
Messenger RNA from Crotalus tigris (Tiger rattlesnake), 5155 nucleotides. RefSeq names its product sperm-tail PG-rich repeat containing 4 (gene STPG4). The coding region runs from base 4195 to 5004 and encodes 269 amino acids. Gene Ontology annotation, biological process: epigenetic programing of male pronucleus. The record is from RefSeq and is a predicted model, not a curated record. The transcript has 6 exons. Gene Ontology annotation, molecular function: histone binding; chromatin binding. NCBI's taxonomy places the organism in Eukaryota, Metazoa, Chordata, Lepidosauria, Squamata, Viperidae. Gene Ontology annotation, cellular component: male pronucleus; female pronucleus; germinal vesicle.